Trichoderma aggressivum f. europaeum is the source of this 696-nucleotide messenger RNA. RefSeq lists its product as uncharacterized. The transcript has a single exon. Bases 1 to 696 code for a protein of 231 amino acids. Lineage: Eukaryota; Fungi; Ascomycota; Sordariomycetes; Hypocreales; Hypocreaceae. The record is from RefSeq and is a predicted model, not a curated record. Gene Ontology annotation, molecular function: iron ion binding; oxidoreductase activity, acting on paired donors, with incorporation or reduction of molecular oxygen; heme binding.
AUGGGCGAGGAAAUGGAAAGCAGAGGUGCCGCAGACGUCAUCAAGUGGUUUCUAUCUAUGGCAACAGACAUUAUCGGGGAGCUCUCCUUUGGUGACUCUUUCAGGACCUUGGAGAUUGGCGAGAAGAGCGGUUACACAAAGGACUUGGAGAAUCUGGGAUUCGUUGGAGCUGUCCGCUCGGCUUUCCCGACGCUCAUCUCAAUGGCGAAAUACCUUCCCAUUCCAUUCUUCACACGUCCGCUCCAGGCAACGAGGAACAUGAUUCGUUACUCGGAAGAGUCCAUUGCGCGGUACAGGAACCUUCUAGAGUCUGACCCGACGAGUGUCCAAUGGACUCUGUUUACCAAAGUCUUCAAAGACACGGACAAAGACGCUCUUACGACAGUGGAGCUCAGGGCCAACGCAUCGGGAUACAUUGUUGCCGGCAGCGACUCCACCGUCGUCACACUCACAGACCUUGUCUGGUCCGUUUGUCGCAAUCCAACAGUCAAGGCAGCUCUUCUGAAAGAGCUGCGAACUCUCCCAGACGACUUUGACGCUUCCCACCUCCGUGAGUUGAGUUACUUGAACAAAGUGAUUGACGAGACGCUGCGUUUGUACUCUGGCAUUCAAUCCUCUCUACCACGAUAUGUUCCCGAGGGCGGCGACGAUGUUGCCGGAUACUGGCUGCCUGGAGGCACGAGCGUCUGCGCAUAG